AUGGCAUCAAGGAGUAGUGGAAUAUGUAUAGUUAUUUUUGAUGAAGUAGAAAAAUUGACGAUAUCAAUAUUUAAUACAAUAAUCGAAUCUAUUGAAUUAUUUCGAGAUCUAUCAUCAUGUAUUUCAUUUGUUAAACAACAAAUAAAAGAAGAUAAAGUAGUUGUUUUAAUAACAACAAGUAUAUUAGAAAAUAUAUUACAAACAUUUGAAUUAUUAACAUCGAUUGAAGCUAUACUUAUUUUAUUGACAGACAAUCAAAAUAUAAAUGUAUUACCAAGUAAAGUUAUUGGUAUUUAUUCUCAGAUAGAUAUGUUAUUAAUAUCUCUAUCAGAUAUACUUACUACAAUUGAACAACAAUUAAAUGUUAAAAGUUUACUUUUUAAUUAUCAAACAAAUGGAAACGAUAAUUUAGAUUUUUAUUUCUAUAAUCUGUGGAAAAAAGAUACUGAAGAAUUAAAAAGUACAAAAAAAUCUCUUGUAGAACAAACUCAUCUUUUCUUACCAUCGAAUGAUCAAAUAAAAUCUUUCAUCAAUGAUUUUAAAACAUCAUACAAAUCAAAUCAAACUAUUACUUGGUUAGACAAACAACGUCAUCCAUUUCCAUAUUAUCUUCUUAUAUCAAAUGCAAUGCGUAUUCAUGAUCAAGAAAUUUUAUCACUUACUCGAUUUUUUUUCAAUGAUCUUACUAAACAAAUAAAACCUAUACCAUUAGAAUCAAAUGAUAAUCAAGUAUAUUUAGGUACUAAAUUAUCAACAGAUCUUGUAGAUCGUCUUGAAAAAUAUGAUAGUACAGGGAUUAUUGCAUUUCAAUGUUUUCUUCCUGUAACAAGAUCAAGAGCUUGUGCUGUAUUUGAAGCUACACAAGCAUCUCGUGGUUCUAAGACAGUUAAUGUUUUAUUUAAAAUUGAUAUAAAUAAUUUAUUAGGCAUAACUCUCGGUGAGACACUUCUUAUUGAUAUCGCAUUACCAUUUCGUAUUUGUUCGGUAUCAAGAGGUGCUAAUACAAAUGAUGGUUAUGAAUUAUUAACUAUAAUUAAAUUAACAGCAUUGAAUCAGAAUGAGAGAGAUCAACUAUUCGAACAAUUUAUUGGCCGUCAAGAAAAACUAGGAAGAACAAUUGAUGAUGUGUUUAAAAGAAUAAGAUUGAAUAUCAGUGACAAUGAAGUUUUAGCAGAUGAAUAUAUAGCACGUGGUGAAUGGUCUGAAGCUCGUAAUAUUUUUGUUCGUAUGAUAAAUCCUAAUGUUCGUGUUCUAAAUAAAUAUGGAUGUUUAUUACGUGAACAUUUUGAUAAUAUCCAAGAUGCAUUGAAUUGUCAUCAACAAGCAUUAUCAAAAGCUACGAAUCGAGAUAAAGCUGAAACUUUAAUUUACUUAGGUUUAGUUUAUGAUAAUAUGAAAGAAUACAAUAAUGCAUUUCAUGUUUAUUCUCAAGCAUUACAAUGGUUUGAAAAUGAAAAAAAACGAGAUUCAAUAAUGAUUGCUCGUUGUCUUAUUGGUCUUGGUAAUAUACAAUGGUCUCGACGAGAACUUGAUGAAGCACUUCAUCUUACUGAACGUGCUUUAGUUAUACGUGAAAAAGAAAUUAAACCAAGAAAUGAUUUUGAUAUUGCUACUUGUCUUAGUAAUAUGGGUAAUAUAUUACAUGAUAAAGGUGAUAUUCAACGUGCAUUAUUAUAUACUACACGUGCAGUUGAUCUUUUAAGUACGUGUGGAAAAGAUGAUCCUCGUUUUGCAGCAGCCUUGAAUAAUUUAGGUGCAAUUUAUCAAACUAAUGGGAAUUUAAUUAAAGCACGAGAAUAUUUUGAACGUGCACUUGAAUUAUUACCUGAUAAAAAUCAUUCAUAUCGUGAAAGUACAUUGAAUAAUAUUGCUCGACUCGAUAUAAUUGAACAAUUGAAGAAAUGUCAAUAA
Adineta steineri is the source of this 1911-nucleotide messenger RNA. The record is from the annotation of a GenBank genome assembly. Lineage: Eukaryota; Metazoa; Rotifera; Eurotatoria; Adinetida; Adinetidae.